Messenger RNA from Cavia porcellus (domestic guinea pig), 2069 nucleotides. RefSeq names its product glucagon like peptide 1 receptor (gene Glp1r). Gene Ontology annotation, biological process: cell surface receptor signaling pathway; adenylate cyclase-activating G protein-coupled receptor signaling pathway; positive regulation of blood pressure. NCBI's taxonomy places the organism in Eukaryota, Metazoa, Chordata, Mammalia, Rodentia, Caviidae. Gene Ontology annotation, molecular function: glucagon receptor activity; peptide hormone binding; glucagon-like peptide 1 receptor activity. The coding region runs from base 77 to 1468 and encodes 463 amino acids. The record is from RefSeq and is a predicted model, not a curated record. The transcript is spliced from 13 exons. Gene Ontology annotation, cellular component: plasma membrane.
CGCGCCUCCCGCAGCCUGGAUCAGUCGCCGCCGGUUCCGCAGGUGGCAGCGAUGGCCCGGUCCUGAGCGCCCCGCCAUGGCCGGCGCCCCCCGCGCGCUGCGCCUCGCGCUCCUGCUGCUCGGGGCGGUGGGCAGGGCCGGCCCCCGCCCCCAGGGUGCCACUGUGUCCCUGUCGGAGACAGUGCAGAAAUGGCGAGAGUACCGACGUCAGUGCCAGCGCAACCUGACUGAGACUCCAGCCCCGGCCACCGGCCUGUUCUGCAACAGGACCUUUGAUGACUACGCCUGCUGGCCGGAUGGGCCCCCGGGCUCCUUCGUGAACGUCAGCUGCCCCUGGUACCUGCCCUGGGCCAGCAGCGUGCUGCAGGGCCAUGUGUACAGGUUCUGCACCCCAGAGGGCCUCUGGCUGCACAGGGACAACUCCAGCCUGCCGUGGAGGGACCUGUCGGAGUGCGAGGAGUCCAAGCGCGGGGAGAAAAGCUCCCCAGAGGAGCAGCUCCUGUCUCUCUACAUCAUCUACACAGUGGGCUACGCGCUGUCCUUCUCCGCCCUGGUCAUCGCCUCUGCCAUCCUGCUCAGCUUCAGGCACCUGCACUGCACCCGGAACUACAUCCACCUGAACCUCUUUGCAUCCUUCAUCCUGCGAGCCCUGUCGGUCUUCAUCAAGGACGCCGCCCUCAAGUGGAUGUACAGCACGGCUGCCCAGCAGCACCAGUGGGAUGGGCUGCUCUCCUACCAGGAUUCCCUGGGCUGCAGGCUGGUGUUCCUGCUCAUGCAGUACUGCGUGGCGGCCAAUUACUACUGGCUGCUGGUGGAGGGUGUGUACCUCCACACCCUGCUGGCCUUCCCUGUCUUCUCGGAGCAGCGCGCCUUCAGACUCUACCUGAGCAUAGGCUGGGGUGUUCCCCUGCUGUUUGUUAUCCCCUGGGGCAUUGUCAAGUACCUCUAUGAGGACGAGGGAUGCUGGACCAGGAACUCUAACAUGAACUACUGGCUCAUCAUCCGACUGCCCAUUCUUUUUGCUAUUGGGGUGAACUUCCUCAUCUUUGUCCGGGUCAUCUGUAUCGUGGUGUCCAAACUGAAGGCCAAUCUCAUGUGCAAGACAGAUAUCAAGUGCAGACUGGCCAAGUCUACACUGACGCUCAUCCCCCUACUGGGGACCCACGAGGUCAUCUUUGCCUUCGUGAUGGAUGAACAUGCCCGGGGGACCCUGCGCUUCAUCAAGCUGUUCACAGAGCUCUCCUUCACCUCCUUCCAGGGGCUGAUGGUGGCCGUCUUGUACUGCUUUGUCAACAAUGAGGUCCAGAUGGAGUUUCGGAAGAGCUGGGAGCGCUGGCAGCUGGAGCAUCUGCGCAUCCAGAGGGACAGCAGCAUGAAGCCCCUCAAGUGCCCCACCAGCAGCCUGAGCAGCGGAGCCACAGUGAGCAGCAGCAUGUAUGCCGCCACCUGCCAGGCCUCCUGCAGCUGAGACCCAGCACUGCCCUUCCGUGGUCCUGGCUGCUGGCCGGGUGGCCGCCCGAGGUGGGAGUGACCCUCCUGGGGACAGGGGAAGGAAGGGACGCAUGCACACAGACAUCUCUGCUUUCCCUCCCCAAACCCAUCAGCCAGGCAAAUGGGCAGUGCCUCUUGGGGCCAUGGACACAUUUUCUCCAAGGAGAAGCAGCCUGCUAAUUUGAUCACUGUGGCAGGAGGAGAGGAAAAAAAGAUCGCUGCUAAAAUGAGGAGGAGUUCUUCCUGUUAAGCCACAAGGCCCUUGGGGUUCCCCCAGAUGGAGCAGCAAAUCACCCCCAGGCUCCAACACAAGGUCAAUGGCUGGUUAGUGAGGUUGGGGCCGAUGGGGGAGGAGGUCCUCAGAGAGGCAGCCCUGACCUCAGCCAAGCAGCUCGGUGAUGUGUCCCACUGGGGGCCACCACCUCAUUAAGGGGAGCUCCACGUGUGUCUGAGCUGCCCAUUUCUCUCGUCUUCUCCUUCAUCUCACCACCAAUCCCCCUUGAGGGCUUUGGGCCACCAGCCGUGGCUAUUUCUGGAAGUGGCUAUGGAAGGUGACUCGAAUAAACCCUGAGGAAGCA